CCUAAAUCUAUUGAGUUUGGAGUUGACAUCAAUUGUGGCCAAACUGUGGGCGAUGUCCACAAACGUCAACUGAGUCCCAGCGGCCAUGAAACCUCGGGUGCCAACUUAGCCAGGGGCCAAUUUCACAAAGCGAUCGCUAGCAGUUCUUAUCCUAACUUUGUUCUAACGACUUAUACAUACUUCCUAUCGUUGACUAUACUCUACACGAGUCAUCAGCAGAACAACACACCAUUAUCAACAGUCUUCACUCAUGACACCACACCAGUCGUAUCGCAAGUGGUGGCCAAACCUCAACCGUCUCAUCAGACACUCCACCACUUCUCGCAUACACUCAUCGACUCUCUCCCCAACGCCGUCAAAUAUUUGGCCUAUUUGCAAUAAUUACGAACAUUAAGCUAGUCAGUUGUAAUUGUCCUGAUCCAAGUGCAAUAUUACCUUGUACCGGGUGCGAACAAAAUAUCAUAAAUUGUACCGGGGAGACAUUUGUCGAUUUGGAAGCGAUAUUUACAAAAUUAAGCAAAACUCUGACUCCGGAGCAAAAAUAUUUUAAACAUUUUUUAUUCGACAACCACAAUAACACCAAGCUAACGGCUAACUUAUUUCAAGAUAUUUUAUUCGAAAUUAUCGACUUCUAUAAUUCAGAAUUGACAGAAAUCCACCCUGAUGCUUUCGGUCAAAAUUACAAUUAUACAAAAUUUUUUUAUUUUUGGAAUGAUUGGUCACUACCAGGACAUGCUUUAUUUGAUGUUGUUAUGAGAUUUGAAGUGGUUGAACAAGUCAGUCUACUUGGUGUCAAUUUAACUGGACUAGAUGCUGGUGUGUUUCGCCAGGGUCAUCAAAAAUAUUUAAGCUUUUUUGAGACAGCAGGACAUUUACAAAUUUUGAAUGGCAAUUUAUUCAGCCACCUGACUGCGCUUACUGAUUUGAGUUUGUGGGAUAACAACCUAACUUACAUUGGCGAUAAUGCGUUCGCCAUGGACGAACCCAGUAACUCUACCCUGCACAUUUCACUUAGCGACAAUGAAUAUCUUACGCCAUCAAGUUUCGCGCGUAAUUCAUUGAUCGGGAUCAAUCGACCCACCUCAAUCGAUUUGUCAAAUUCUCAGGCAAUUUCCAAAUUUACAUAUUUUCCCGAAGACGUGUUUUGGCCAUUUUUUGCGGCCAACCCGUUAAAUGUGAUUGGUCGAUUUGAUAGCACCAAUUUCGAUUGCCAGGAUUGUAAAUCGUACUGGCUCAAACAGCGCGCGUUGUUCAAACGUAUUCCCGAUUUAAAAUGCUCGAACGGAAAGGCUGUCGACGAUCCUGAUAAUUUUAAAAACUGUCAUACGGGAGGCUCUUACUCACAAAUGCCACUUGUUAAUAGAAUUGACCAUGGUGAUGGUGUCAAUGUUAAUUUAAAACCAAUAAUUAUUGAGGAAGGUAACAGAAAGAAAAUUAUUGUUGGCGACAAAAUUAAGUACAAUAAAAAUCUUUAAAAAUUUUUGUAUGCUAUGACACAAUGAAUUUAAUAAAAGGAAUUAAUUUUAAAUAGA
Oppiella nova is the source of this 1532-nucleotide messenger RNA. NCBI's taxonomy places the organism in Eukaryota, Metazoa, Arthropoda, Arachnida, Sarcoptiformes, Oppiidae. The record is from the annotation of a GenBank genome assembly.